AAGACAACCGGCAAUCCUCAGACCUUCUGGACCUCCUCAACAGCGACCUCAUCAGAAGACUAUCACUGGCUAAAUCUCUCGGAAUUUGGACGGUUAAAAGUUCAGCACUGCCCGUCUUCCCCCGUUGUCUCAGGCUGCUCCAGUUGCCCCGUGAAGUUAUCGUCGACGAAGAGCCGCCGGACACUAACGGGGAAAGGCGAUCGUAUGCGCGCUGACGGCACUGGCCCGAUGGAUCUCGUCAAGUUGCCAGGCGCAGACCGCCCAUCGUCAUAUCAUGCGCUAUCGUCGAUCGAGCCGCCCUCCUCCCCGUUCAAGCUCAAGUUCGUUUCUCCUAUGAACACCGAUUCUUUCCAUGACGCCCACGCUCCAAACCCUCCGUCGUCGAGUGCUUCAAUGAAUUUCAACCCAUCUUUCACCUUCUCGUUUCUAUCAAAUGCCUCCACUCCAUCUCGCAUGAGCAAUCGUAGUGACGACAGUGAUAGCGAAGAUAUCACAUCCAAAUUGCGACGGCCAUCUGGCGCAUGUGCUCAUUGCAAGUCUCUUAAAGUCAAAUGCGAAUUUCAGCCUGGUCAACAAACGUGCAGACGAUGUACGACGGGCAAUCACGAUUGUGUCGUCCGUGGUCGUAAGAAACGAAAGCCUGCACCGACUCACGAGGAUCUACAAAAGCGCUUUCAAAAACAAGAUCUCCAAAUCCAAUCACUGCUCCAUGACCUUGAUAAAAUGAAAUUUGAAGAAAAAAUUCGGCAAUGGUCAGAAAGGCUCGAAUUCAGUAAACAUAUCACUAGCAUUGCACCGUACGAUGGCCCUGGUAUUCCUGAGCUGGCACCGCCGGAUAUCAUCACAUACGCUGUAGUCGCACCGGAGGAGAUCGUCGUACUUUUUCAAAUUUUCUUUGAUAGGAUCAAUCCCUUCUUCUCUCUACUCGACCCUGACCUUCAUACUCCAGCAAGACUUAUAUGGGCGUCUCCAUUUCUCUUCACCGUCAUAUGUGCUGUUGCCUCACGAUUUUAUACAGCAAAGCCUAAUCUAUACGGAAUGGCAAUGGAGUUUGCUCGCGAGGCUGCUGGGAAGGCUCUUGUUGAUGGAGUAAAAUCUAUCGACGUUUGUCAAGCUUAUGUCCUGCUCGGCGUCUAUCCCAUGCCUGCAAAAAAGUGGGCUAAGGAUCGCAGCUGGUUGUUCAUGGGCGUCGGGAUCCGCAUGGCCCUUGAACUUGGUCUACACCAUCAUCCUCCGGCUGGGUUACCUGAACGGGAGCGCUUGAAUCGAACGAGGACUUGGCUAAACCUGUUCUGCGUCGAUGGCGCUCAUGCAACCAUGUUUGGCAAACAGCCUAUGUCGUCUUUGAACGAUGUUGUCUCACGGUCGUCAUUCAAUUGGUACAAAGCAUCCGCCCUCACCCUUCCCUAUGACAUACACCUGUGUGGAUAUGUUGACAUUUUGUACAUCAUGACUCGAUUUCGUGACACAGUCGGCCAUGACCCUACUGAGAAAGCUGGACAGGAUUUGGAUGUUACCGCAACUUGUUUGCAUUACGAAGAAGAACUAUCGAAUAAGAUGGCAUUUUGGUCCCAACGAUACGCGGAGGAUCAAAACAGUUCGGAUCCAUUGUGUAACUACCGUGGCAACACUACCAGACUAAUCGCAGCCUAUCUCAGAUUGGUGGUUCUUUCACUGGGUUUUCCGUUCGCAGUGAAGAAAGGGGUAAUGCGCGAAAGCCCGAUUGUUCAGAAGUGCAUCGAUGUCGCUUUCCUCGUGAUACACAUCAUAGUUCGUGAUCUGUACCCGACAGGCAUUCUUCGUUUCGCAAUGGAGUCGAAUUUCUUGUACGUGGCAUUUGCGGCCGCGUUCCUUCUCAAUCUCCUACGACCUAAACUCGUACCUCUUCUUGAUCUGGCAACGCACCGGAGGAUAAUAACAGUCGUUCGAGACCUAAUCCGUGUCUUGGGUUCCAAAGAGGUCGUCUGGGAUGGGCGCCACACUCCUGCCUUAUAUUCAAAAUUCUUGUCAGCCUUACUGGACAAAUACGAUCAUCCACAGGUACAAAUCGACACAGAUGGCUCCCUAGAAUUUAUCCCACAUUUCCGCCAAGAUCGCCAGCAGACUCCACCCAAUAUCUAUAGCUGGCCUGAUACCCCAAGCACCAAUGUCCUCAUACACGACGAGGCGAUUGAGCGUCCCAUUGGUACAAUCUACCAAACUUCAGGGGACGCCGACAUGGAUUUCAGUUUACAGUACUUUAUGCAGACUACCCAAGCUCAAUCAUUGAGCUCGACUGCGCCAGACAGCCAAAUCCCUGCGCUGGCGGCAUCUUCUUUGAUGGAACCGGAUGGAUGGGAAGGAUUCAACCACACAGAGUGGACUCCUGGAGGCUUUUAUCCUACUUACAGGCGGUGA
This is a messenger RNA of Heterobasidion irregulare TC 32-1, 2397 nucleotides long. RefSeq lists its product as uncharacterized. Gene Ontology annotation, cellular component: nucleus. Gene Ontology annotation, biological process: regulation of DNA-templated transcription; DNA-templated transcription. The record is from RefSeq and is a predicted model, not a curated record. Bases 205 to 2397 code for a protein of 730 amino acids. Gene Ontology annotation, molecular function: DNA-binding transcription factor activity, RNA polymerase II-specific; transcription cis-regulatory region binding; zinc ion binding. NCBI's taxonomy places the organism in Eukaryota, Fungi, Basidiomycota, Agaricomycetes, Russulales, Bondarzewiaceae. The transcript is spliced from 18 exons.